Molecule: messenger RNA, 1353 nt
Organism: Schizosaccharomyces osmophilus
Lineage: Eukaryota; Fungi; Ascomycota; Schizosaccharomycetes; Schizosaccharomycetales; Schizosaccharomycetaceae
Gene: srs1
Product: cytoplasmic serine-tRNA ligase Srs1
Exons: 1
Coding region: 1-1353 (450 amino acids)
Biological process (GO): seryl-tRNA aminoacylation
Cellular component (GO): cytosol
Molecular function (GO): serine-tRNA ligase activity; tRNA binding; ATP binding
Source: RefSeq, a predicted model, not a curated record
AUGUUGGACAUUAACUUGUUUCAAACGGAAAAGGGAGGAAACCCAGAGUUGAUCCGUGAAUCUCAAAGAAAGCGCGGUGCUGAUGUUGGCGUGGUUGACCGUGUUAUUGAAAUGUACAAGGAAUGGGUUGCUCUUCGUUUUGAGCUCGAUAAUACCAACAAGUCGAUGAAUCGUGCUCAGAAGGAAAUUGGUAUGAAGAUGAAGGCAAAGGAAGAUGCCUCUGAGCUUUUGGCUGAAAAGAAUGCCUUGACUGAAAGAAAAAAGAACUUGAUUGAACAAGAAACCGCCAAGAAUAAAGAAAUGCUCACUGUUGUUCAAUCUAUUGGUAACAUUGUUCAUGAUUCGGUCCCUAUUAGCAUGGACGAAGACAACAACGAAGUGAUUCGCACUUGGGCCCCUGCUGGUGUUACUGCUGAAAAGAGAGAUUGCCUUUCUCAUCACGAAGUAUUAACUCGUUUGGACGGUUACGAUCCUGAGCGUGGUGUGAAGGUUGCUGGCCACAGAGGCUACUUCCUCCGUCAGUAUGGUGUCUUUCUAAACUUGGCCUUGAUCCAGUUUGGUUUGGACUUUUUGUAUCAACGCGACUACACUGCCUUACAGGCUCCUACCAUGUUGAACAAAGACGUAAUGGCCAGAACUGCCCAACUGGAACAGUUUGACGAAGAAUUGUACAAGGUAGUUGAUGGUGAUGAGGAACGCUACUUGGUUGCUACCUCUGAGCAACCCAUCUCUGCUUACCACAGCAAUGAAUGGUUUGAAAAGCCUGCUGAGCAACUUCCCAUCAAGUAUGCUGGCUAUAGCACUUGCUAUCGCCGUGAGGCUGGAUCUCACGGACGUGAUGCCUGGGGUAUUUUCCGUGUCCACGCUUUUGAGAAGAUUGAGCAAUUUGUUUUAACUGAGCCUGAAAAAUCUUGGGAAGCCUUUGAUGAUAUGAUGAAUCAUGCUGAAGAGUUUUACAAAGCUUUGGAAAUUCCUUUCCGUGUGGUCUCCAUUGUCUCUGGUGCUUUGAACAAUGCUGCUGCUAAGAAAUUUGAUUUGGAAGCUUGGUUCCCUUACCAAGGAGAGUACAAGGAGCUUGUUUCUUGCUCCAACUGCACCGAUUAUCAAUCCCGUAAUUUGGAAAUCCGUUGCGGUGUGAAAAAGAUGGGUGAUCGUGAGAAGAAGUACGUUCACUGCUUGAACUCCACUCUUUGCGCUACUGAGCGUGCUAUUUGCUGCAUCAUUGAAAACUAUCAAACUCCUGAUGGUAUUAAUGUUCCCAAGGCUCUUCAACCUUAUAUGGGUGGAAAGACCUUCUUGCCUUUCACCAAGGAGCUUCCUAAGAACUCUACUUCCAAAAAGGGAAAGAACUAA